AGGUUCCACCGUACGUCACGAGCUGAGAAGCUACAGCGACGCAUUUCACCUCUCCUGCAAGCUGCGCCUUUAAAUACCCGCGUCAACACACAGAUGGAUUUUUAGAGGCAUUGCAGACCUCAAUGCGGACGGGAAGACAUGUGCACAAUCUGAUAAUUCAAUCCCUUCGAUACAACAUGAGACCAACAGUCUAAAGUUCCACCUUUUCAUCUUUUGUGUCGAUACGUGAAUCCCCCGGACAAACCACCAUCAUGCCAGAGCAAAGCAACGACUAUCGCGUGGUGGUGUUUGGUGCAGGUGGUGUGGGGAAGAGCUCGCUGGUGCUCCGCUUCGUCAAGGGGACCUUCCGUGAGAGCUACAUCCCCACCGUGGAAGACACCUACCGCCAGGUGAUCAGCUGCGACAAGAGCAUCUGCACCCUGCAGAUCACCGACACCACGGGCAGCCACCAGUUCCCCGCCAUGCAGCGCCUGUCCAUCUCCAAGGGCCACGCCUUCGUCCUGGUCUACUCCAUCACCAGCCGCCAGUCCCUGGAGGAGCUCAAGCCCAUCUACGAGCAGGUGUGCCAGAUCAAGGGCGACGUGGAGACGUGCCCCGUCAUGCUGGUGGGCAACAAGUGCGACGAGACGUCCGCGCGCGAGGUGGAGACGCCGGACGGCGAGGCCACGUCCAAGAAGUGGAAGUGCGCCUUCAUGGAGACGUCGGCCAAGACCAACCACAACGUCAAGGAGCUCUUCCAGGAGCUGCUCAACCUGGAGAAACGCAGGACUGUCAGCCUUCAGAUCGACGGCAAAUCAAAGCAGCAGAAACGCGCAGAGAAGCUCAAGGGAAAGUGCGUGGUCAUGUGAGGUGUAUGUAAGAAGUACUGGGGUGGGGGUGGGGGCGACUGGCAAGGAGCGAGGGAUGAACACGUUUUGGAGUGUUUUGGAACACUUCCCGGUGAUCCGACCAUGUCUCACUCCUCCGGACUAGCUAGCAUCCCUGGGAGUUUACUCCCAACUGAAUGACUGGAACACGGGAACACCUAAACCGGGAUUUAUUCAGCCUGACUCAUCGUCACAUUAAACAGACAAACAAAGAGUGCAGAGAAGGAUCCCCUGAGGACGAUUUGCAUUUCACGUUAUAGUCAUUAAGCAGGUGCUCUUAUCUGGAGAGACUUACAGUUAGUGGAAGAUUUCUCCUUUUCAGCCACAUACACAAUGAGACACUUGAAAUCAUACUAAUUCUUAGCCUGCAAUUGAUGGGAUUCUGUCAUUGAACCAAUUACAGAAUUGCAGCCGUUCAAGAUCUCAACACAAAUUAGAAGCAUUGCUUGCUUGGCUACGUUCCCCUAACCUACACAAAACCCCCCAGAGGUGUACAGAGUCGAGCUAAAGAGAGGCAGCGGGAGGGAUGCAUGUUUCUCAUAUAUGCCAUUAUAGAAACGUAAACAUUUCUGCGUCUGUAAAACUUACGUACAGAUUUAAUGGAUAUUACCAAGAAUCGCAAAAUUGUUUAGAUUCACUCAGAUCUGGAAAGGGACAUUUUGGAAUGCUAACAGUCAUGUUCCAUCGCGGCAUGGGUGGUACACAGGAGCAAUACUCUCAGGAGUGGACGUGACACGUCGGUUAAAUUGGCAGGCUGUCUGAAUGGUACUUAAACAUAAAAUACAAAUGUCGCACUCAGUUGUUUUUUUAUUUAUAUUUUUAUAGUUUAGUGAUUUUUUGUGAAGCUUCUAUUUUCUAUUUAUAUUAUAGGUGUCCUUGGAGUUUGAUCCUCUACUAAAAAAUUAGGGCCAAUGUAUUCCCAGGAUCCUGGAGAGAUACGAUACACAGACUCAUAAUUGUGACAUGAUAUGGGUCUCUAUAAAUUGGUUGAUGAAAGUAUAUGGUUUAAUUAUGUAAGUAAUACAUUUAUGUCAACCAAUUUAGAUUUAUUUUACCAAUAUUUGGUGUUAUUGCCUAUCUGACCAAGCGAGCAACAAAACACUACAAUGAAAAGUUGCAAUACAACCCUUUAAGAUUGUAUAAUAAAUACAAGACCUUUGUAAUGAUUACUGGUUUUCAUAGGUUUUAGAUUUAGUUGCAGUCGAGUUCAUGCACAUUGUUUGUUAUCUUUUAAGAUGUUUUCUCAGACCUUUGUCAGGGCCAAUGGCAUCUGGAGAUGAGCUUCAAAGGAGUAUCACAAAGAUAAACAGAAUGAUUUGUGAGGUCACUUCCUCUGGAAAUAUUAGAUUGUCAUUCAUUUAUUUUAUUGUCUCCACCAUAUUUAUAACUAUAUAUAUCUAUAUAGUACUACAAUAUAUUACUUUAUAAACUAUCAUACAUUAUAUACAAAAAUGUAUGCCUGUAUUCAAAAUGGGUUUUAUGGAGGAUCUGAAUUAUGUCAUAUUCAAUAUUUAUUACCAUACCUUCUAGGAAGCCAAACAUCAAUUUAAUAUUUCAAAAUAAACAUGGAUCCUCUAAUUUGAUUUCUCCUAGUGAGCAUGAAGUGCAAAUGUCUUUGUGUCAACAAGAUUUGUUACCUUUGUAAGAUUAAAGUUGUGGAUAAUGUCAAAACAUGGCAAACAGACCAAACACACAAUGAUGUUGAGUUGUUGUACUAUCAGUGGCUCAUGAUGAAGACAGAAUUUGAGUAAACCCGUUGGGAAAAAAAACUUUUCCACGUACCCUAAUUGUUCCCCCCACAGAGAAUGCCACUCUGGUCACCUAUGCCACUUUGGACGCAGUGAUUGCAGAAAAACGUCAGUUGAACUGCACACGCAAUCAAUUCCUACUGCAGUUUAUCAGCAAUCUGACUGCCUUUUUUUUUUACGGCAUGUCAUGUAAAAUAGGCAAAAAGUACAAUAAAAAAGAUCUAAAACCAAAUCCCAAAUGUAUUUUUAGCAAUACACACUGAGCAUUCAGUACAUCCGUUAUAUUCAUGUUAUUUUGGAGAAUCACAAAAAUAUGUAUCUUACAUUAAUUGUUAAAACCUUUGCAGACAAUUGAAAUGAAGGAAAUAGCACGGGUGUAUAUAUUUUCAGUAUGGCAUUUCUUGUUACUACUGUAUAAGCAAUGUGUUCCUGCUUCAUAGUUAGCUUGUAUUGCUACAUUGGCAAUCUUUGUAUACAGAGCGAGUAGAGAAACUGUAAGAUAUUGAUUGUAUACAAUUACAUCACAGGCAUGUAAUGUUGACAAGUUGAUACUGUUAAAUCAAGCUAGAUACGUUUAUGCAAAUAGGCUAAUCCAGUGUGACUAUAGGAUCACGGUUCUAAGCCCUUCCUU
Esox lucius (northern pike) is the source of this 3245-nucleotide messenger RNA. RefSeq names its product GTP-binding protein Di-Ras2. Gene Ontology annotation, biological process: signal transduction. Gene Ontology annotation, molecular function: GTP binding; GDP binding; GTPase activity. Bases 252 to 848 code for a protein of 198 amino acids. The transcript is spliced from 2 exons. The record is from RefSeq and is a predicted model, not a curated record. Lineage: Eukaryota; Metazoa; Chordata; Actinopteri; Esociformes; Esocidae. Gene Ontology annotation, cellular component: plasma membrane.